AACAACUGUCGUGGACAUCUUUUCACUUAAACAGAACGCGUUCUGAGAGGAACGAUGUAAACUAUCUUCUCUCUCUCUCCUCUGCAUUUAUCUCUCAUCUUCUGCCGUACAGCCAUGACCCUCAGAAACCAUUUUUAUACUAUGAUUCAUCUUGUCUUUCUCUGUUUCUGCAUCACCUCUUUUUCCUGCCUUGCAGCCGACACCAUUUCAAGGAACGCAACGCUCUCUGGGGAUCAAACCAUUGUUUCUUCAGGUGGGAACUUUGAGCUGGGAUUCUUCAGCCCAGGUAAUUCUUCAAAACACUACAUAGGCAUAUGGUACAAGAAAGUCGGCAAACUAACUGUAGUCUGGGUGGCGAACAGAGAAACCCCAGUUUUAGACAAGAAUUCUGCUCAACUCAAGAUUUUGGAUGGUAACUUAGUGCUCCUAAAUGAGUCACAGACCAAGAUUUGGUCCACUGAUACAAAUUCCACAGCUUCAGAUGUAGUUGCCGUGCUUCUUGAUGAUGGGAACUUAGUUCUGAGAGAUGGGUCAGAGUCAAAUUCUUCAAUUGGUCAACCUUUGUGGGAAAGUUUUGAUAAUCCGGCGGAUACAUGGUUGCCUGGGGGAAAGAUUGCUUAUAACAAAAGAACACGCACGAAGCAACUUUUAACUUCUUGGAGAAAUUCUGAGGAUCCUGCGCCUGGGCUGUUUUCUCUCGAGCUUGAUCCAAACGGGAGUCAGUAUAUUAUAAGGUGGAAUGGGAGUGAGGAGUAUUGGACUAGUGGGGCUUGGAAUGGUCAUAUUUUUAGUCUAGUCCCUGAAAUGAGGUUGAAUUACAUCUAUAAUUUUAGCUAUAUUGAUAAUGAGAACGAGAGUUAUUUCACGUAUUCUCUCUAUAAUCCGUCUAUUAUAUCAAGAUUCAUUAUGGAUGUUUCCGGGCAGAUUAAGCAGUUGUCGUGGGAUAACACGGACUGGAACCUGUUUUGGUCUCAGCCGAGGCAGCAGUGCGAGGUGUAUGCUUAUUGUGGGCCGUUUGGUACCUGCAAUCAGAAUUCAUUGCCGUUCUGUGAUUGUUUGGGGGGAUUUCAGCCUAAGUCGGAAAACGAUUGGAAUUUGAAGGAUUAUUCGGGUGGCUGUGUGAGGGAGAUGAAUUUGCAGUGUGGAAAUAACAGUACUAAUUCUAAUGGGAGAAGAGAUGCAUUUCUUGUGAGGCCCUAUAUGAGCUUACUUGACAAUUCUCCAACGAUGACGGUUAGGAGUGCAGGCGAAUGUGAAUCUGCUUGCUUGAAUAAUUGCUCUUGCACAGCUUAUGCCUAUGAUGGAAAUCAAUGUUCUAUUUGGAAUGAGGAACUAUUGAAUCUGCAGCAACUGAGCCAGGGAGAUGGUAAUGCGAAAACCAUAUAUAUAAGACUUUCUGCUUCUUCGUCUGUGUUUUCUAGUGCCAAGAAAAGUAAGGGGCCAAUUGUUGGUGCUGUCAUUGGUUCCAUUGCUGCUAUAGUCCUACUUCUGGCAAUCGUAAUGGCAGUAAUUUGGAGACGCCGGAGGCAAAUAGUUGGGAGUUCCAAGCCAGUGGAAGGUUCUUUGAUGGCAUUUGCAUACAAAGAUUUGCAAAAUGCAACGAAAAAUUUCUCGGAAAAGUUGGGAGGAGGUGGUUUUGGAUCUGUUUUUAAAGGGACUUUACCCGACUCAUCUGUCGUUGCUGUGAAGAAGCUCGAAAGCAUCAGCCAAGGAGAGAAGCAAUUCAGGACAGAGGUCAGCACAAUCGGGACAAUUCAACACAUGAAUCUUGUUAGGCUUCGUGGGUUUUGCUCCGAAGGUAGUAAAAAGCUGUUGGUUUAUGACUACAUGGCAAAUAGCUCCUUGGACUCCCAUCUUUUCCGUGCCAAUGAAUCCAAGGUUUUGGAGUGGAAGACGAGAUACGAAAUUGCAUUGGGAGUAGCUAGGGGGUUGUCGUAUCUCCAUGAAAAGUGCCGGGACUGCAUCAUUCAUUGUGAUAUAAAGCCUGAAAAUAUAUUACUAGAUGCUGAAUUCUGUCCUAAAGUGGCAGAUUUUGGCUUGGCAAAGCUCGUCGGGCGUGAUUUUAGUCGGGUUCUGACGACCAUGAGAGGAACGAGGGGUUACCUUGCUCCUGAAUGGAUAUCUGGAGUUGCUAUUACAGCCAAAGCAGAUGUAUACAGCUAUGGAAUGAUGCUCUUUGAACUAGUAUCAGGAAGGCGAAACUCUGAGAGCUCUGAAGAUGGGAAAGUUAAAUUUUUCCCAGCGGUGGCUGCUAGAGUGACGGUAGAUGGAGGGGACGUGCUUGGCCUGUUAGAUCCUCUACUGGAUGGAAACGCCGAUGUAGAGGAGGUCUUAAAGGUAUGCAAAGUUGCUUGUUGGUGCAUCCAGGAUGACGAAAACACUAGGCCAUCAAUGGGUCAGGUAGUUCAAAUCCUUGAAGGCCUCAUGGAUGUGAACUUGCCUUCAAUUCCUCGUUCACUCCAAGUCUUCGUUGAAAGUGAGGAGCACAUAAUCUUCUUCACUGAUUCCUCAUCUGCUGACCAGAGUUCACAGACGAAAAGCAACACCUCAAGUGCUUCGGCUCACUCCAAGACCAGCACAUCAUCAGCUAAUUAGCUGUGUAAGUCUUAAACAGUUCAGAAUACAUAUUUUCAGCAUUUCCUGGAAGCAAUGCAAAAAAUAGAUCAAUAAAUUGUACUAAGCUAGUAGAUUAUUUUGCAUAGGCAGGUAAAUACUUAAUCAAGUAAUUGUUAGUUUCUUGAUUAUAUUUGUUCUGUUCCUCGUCUGUAUCUUGCUUCGAGCACUGUUUUUGACAGCGUGUAAUGAAAAUUUAAGGCGUGGAAGCUUGUUGAAUUGAGAGGUGAAAGAAAUAUGGAAGUGGAGUGCCUGAAAUGUUCAGCAAAUCAGGUUUUUAUCCAAGUGUUGCUAUAUGAUUCAGUUGUUAACUGGUGUUUACAUAUGGAGUUUUUCCUUGUUUAGCUGCAGCUCUAUCUGGUACUUAUUUUGUUUUUCUCUAUUGUAUUUUGUAACAAUGAUUCUUGAAAAUCACUGCAUAGCACGGGUAAUAUGCUAUAUUGUAUAUGUAAGUUGUCAUCGAUCAAAUGUGAAGCAGUGUUCAACCCUCGC
Molecule: messenger RNA, 3105 nt
Organism: Sesamum indicum (sesame)
Lineage: Eukaryota; Viridiplantae; Streptophyta; Magnoliopsida; Lamiales; Pedaliaceae
Source: RefSeq, a predicted model, not a curated record